Molecule: messenger RNA, 1418 nt
Organism: Musca domestica (house fly)
Lineage: Eukaryota; Metazoa; Arthropoda; Insecta; Diptera; Muscidae
Exons: 2
Coding region: 1-585 (194 amino acids)
Source: RefSeq, a predicted model, not a curated record
AUGGAUUCGGUUCCGUCUAACGCCGCUGUCGCAGUAGGAAGAACGAAGCCACAGCUGCUUAACAUCGUGCAGAUAAAUCUGCAUCACUGUAAGACAGCAGGGGCUGAGCUUCUCCUAUCCCUCUCCAAGCUUGAAGUUGACAUAGCCCUGGUCCAGGAACCUUACAUCUUUAAGAAUAAGGUAACUGGACUAGGGAGUGAGCGGUACAUCACCUAUGCCACCUCCAACGGGGAAAAGGUUAGAACGUGUAUCGUUUCUAGGAAAAACUUAAACUUAAUCUACCUCAAUAAUUUCAGCGGAGGAGACGCCACGGCGGUAAGACUGGAGACUGGGACGGGCAAAGUCAUCUUCCUCGUCUCCCUGUACCUACCCUUCGAAUACCCCGACCCGCCAGGCCAAGUGGUAGAGGAGCUGGUCACAAAAUUGGGUGGAAAAGGCAGUCUCAUCGUUGGAUGUGAUGCCAACGCUCACCACUCUCAAUGGGGCAGCAGCAACACUAAUGCCAGAGAAGCUGGAGUGAUUUCCACAAAGGGUAGACUGACAGACGGAUGGGCACGGCUAAAUCGACAUAGAAUCUUAUGCUGAUCAAGGGUCUUAUUUCGAGGAGUGCCAAUCGGAAUGACAAACUUUAUUGCGUGUUAUGUUUGGUGUAUUGUUCUCCCAAUAGUCAAUUGUCUGUAUCUUUAUAGUAUUUUCCUGAAGAUAAAAAUCAAAUUUAUAAAAAAACACUGUUUUUUAAUUGACCUCAAGCCAAAAAUAAUGUUACAAUUAUAUACAACAGGUACACAAUAAAAACAAAACAAAAUUAAUAAAAAAAAAUAUUGGCAUACAUAGAUAUAAAUAAUGAAUAAAAAUAUCCAGGUUUAAAAUCCAGCUCCUAUUGAAAUUAGCCUUAGCCUUUCAGUGCAACUGUUAUUAAUAAAUGACAGCCACGGCUAAAAUAGCACAUGAUCAGCUAUUUAGCUCAGCGCAUAGCUGUUUUAUUUUGGCCGAAUGAGUAGCCGAAAACAUAUGUUUACGAUUGUGUGUUGUCAACGUACAAAUUAAUAAAACACGUACAUAUGUAGUCGAGCUUGUCAGCUAAUUUAAGUUUAUUUUUGAAUUGUAACUUAUCAACAUUUUUUGUAAAUAUAUUGAAUAUCUCACAAAACUAAAAUAAAUUUAUAGGAUUCAAUAACAUUUGCACAUUGUCUAUAUAUGAAAAUACCAAAUAGAUAAAAUUUCGAUGUAUAUCGCAUUUCAUACGACGUGAAAUUUUUAUAAGCAACACUGAACUCACAAAUGAUAAAUGAUAAAAAAAAAAAAAAAAAAACGUUGCUGUGAAAAAAGAUCUGCCAAUAGAACUUGAGUCGAACCUGGAGAGUUUCUAGUGUAUAAUUCGCAUAUGCUAAUUUGCAAUAAGUUCGAAAUAUAUACUA